AUGGACGGCUCAUUCGUCCAGCACAGCGUGAGGGUUCUGCAGGAGCUCAACAAGCAGCGGGAGCGGGGCCAGUACUGCGAUGCCACCCUGGAUGUGGGGGGACUGGUGUUCAAGGCACACUGGAGUGUUCUUGCCUGCUGCAGCCACUUCUUCCAGAGCCUCUACGGGGAUGGCUCAGGGGGCAGUGUCGUCCUCCCUGCGGGCUUUGCCGAGAUCUUUGGCCUCCUGCUGGACUUUUUCUACACCGGCCACCUCGCCCUCACCUCGGGGAACCGGGAUCAGGUGCUCCUGGCAGCCAGGGAGUUGCGAGUGCCAGAGGCUGUGGAGUUGUGCCAGAGCUUCAAGCCCAAAGCCUCAGUGGGACAGCCAGCAAGUGGCCAGAAUGGGCUCGGGAAACCUGCCCCCCGGGAUGUGAACAGCCACCUCAAGGAGUCUGCGGGUGUGGAGAAGGAGGAAGUUUCAAGGACUCUGGGUCAAAUCCCCGGGGAUCCGGAGGUCAGCAGUAGUCUCAGCCCCCAGAGGCCCCGGCUUGGCCUCCCUGCUCAGAGUGAGAGCCCGUCCUUUCUCCGUGGGAAACUCAAGCAGGCCCUGAAGCUCUGUCCCCCUGGGGACAAGGAGCCUGAGGAUUGCAAAGUGCCCCCAAGGCCCUUCGAAGCUGAAGGUGUCCAGCUGCAGGGCGGGACUAAUGAGUGGGAGGUGGUGGUUCAAGUUGAGGACGACGGGGAUGGCGAUUAUGAUUCUGAAACUGAGACUGUACCGAGCAAGAGGAAAGCAAACGUAAUCAGAAAGCCCUGUGCUGCCGAGCCGGCCCGGAGCGCAGGUUCCCUGGCAGCCGAGCCUGCUGAGAACAGAAAAGGUACAGCGGUGCCAGUUGAAUGCCCCACAUGUCAUAAAAAGUUCCUCAGCAAAUAUUACCUAAAAGUCCACAACAGCAGGAAACACACUGGGGAGAAACCCUUUGAGUGUCCCAAAUGUGGGAAGUGUUACUUCCGGAAGGAGAACCUCCUGGAGCAUGAAGCCCGGAACUGCAUGAACCGCUCAGAACAGGUCUUCACGUGCUCUGUGUGCCAGGAGACGUUCCGCCGGAGGAUGGAGCUGCGGGUGCACAUGGUGUCCCACACGGGGGAGAUGCCCUACAAGUGCUCUUCCUGCUCCCAGCAGUUCAUGCAGAAGAAGGACCUGCAGAGUCAUAUGAUCAAGCUGCAUGGAGCCCCCAAGCCCCAUGCGUGUCCCACCUGUGCCAAGUGCUUCCUGUCCCGGACGGAGCUGCAGUUGCAUGAGGCAUUCAAGCACCGUGGGGAGAAGCUGUUUGUGUGCGAGGAGUGCGGGCACCGGGCUUCGAGCCGGAAUGGCUUGCAGAUGCACAUCAAGGCCAAGCACAGGAAUGAGCGGCCAUACGUCUGUGAGUUCUGCAGCCACGCCUUCACCCAGAAGGCCAAUCUCAACAUGCACCUGCGCACACACACGGGCGAGAAGCCCUUCCAGUGCCACCUCUGUGGCAAGACCUUCCGCACCCAAGCCAGCCUGGACAAGCACAACCGCACCCACACCGGCGAGAGGCCCUUCAGCUGUGAGUUCUGCGAGCAGCGCUUCACGGAGAAGGGGCCCCUGCUGAGGCACGUGGCCAGCCGCCACCAGGAGGGCCGGCCCCACUUCUGCCAGAUCUGUGGGAAGACCUUCAAAGCUGUGGAGCAGCUGCGCGUGCACGUGAGGAGACACAAGGGGGUCAGGAAGUUCGAGUGCACCGAAUGCGGCUAUAAGUUCACCCGGCAGGCCCACCUGCGGAGGCACAUGGAGAUCCAUGACCGGGUGGAGAACUACAAUCCCAGGCAGCGCAAGCUCCGGAACUUGGUCAUUGAGGACGAGAAGAUGGUGGUGGUGGCGCUCCAGCCACCCCCCGACUUGGAGGUGGGCUCAGCCGAGGUCAUCGUGGAGUCACUGGCCCAUGGCAGCCUGGCCUCCCAGCUCCCUGGCCAGAGACUGUGUGCGGAGGAGAGCUUCGCGGGCGCGGGCGUCAUGGAGCCCUCGCUCAUCAUUACGGCCGCCAUCCCUGAAGACUGUGACACAUAGCCCCCGACCCGUGCACGGUCCACUUGGCCCCAGCCCCCAAUAAACCACAGGGCU
Messenger RNA from Budorcas taxicolor (takin), 2124 nucleotides. It is a transcript of the gene ZBTB48, whose product is annotated as zinc finger and BTB domain containing 48. Gene Ontology annotation, cellular component: nucleus. Gene Ontology annotation, biological process: negative regulation of transcription by RNA polymerase II; regulation of immune system process; regulation of cytokine production. Bases 1 to 2070 code for a protein of 689 amino acids. The record is from RefSeq and is a predicted model, not a curated record. Gene Ontology annotation, molecular function: RNA polymerase II cis-regulatory region sequence-specific DNA binding; protein binding; DNA-binding transcription factor activity, RNA polymerase II-specific. Lineage: Eukaryota; Metazoa; Chordata; Mammalia; Artiodactyla; Bovidae. The transcript has 10 exons.